CAGGGGUAUUCUCGUCUUUUCACAAAAUCCUAAAUUACAGUAUAACUUGCUAUAAACAGUUCAAUUGCAACAAAAGAAAAGAACUUUUUGUCAGUGACAAAGCAGGCACUCACAGUUUCACACUCACUGUGUGUAGGAAUCGACCAUGGAAACAGAGAAUAAUCUCUUCUCCCAUGGAGAAAUUGCAGAAGGAAAUUCGAUAACGGCGCACGAUGUAGACGAAGGUAACAACCACUGUGAGAAUUUCGAUGAAAACGAUGAGCAGCAGGAACGAGUGAGCGGCAGUAAUUGUGCAGGUGACGGAGCUUGUGUUCAUUCUCAAUCCGAAACCCUAACUUCCGUACAGAUGUCUGAUCGGAGUACCCAGUCGGAUUCCGAGAAAUCACCGGAAUUUCUCGCCGGUAUCUCUGAAGAGGUUCCGGUGGAAUACUCCCCGCAACCACCUCAGUCCGGCGGAGAAUUGAAGAAUCAAGUAAACGAGGAACCUUCGAACUGUAUCAGUGGUCAAUCUUCCCAAGUUGAGGUACAGCUACCCAAUGGUGAAUCCAAGUUAGAACAGUCUACAACAUCUGGAAAAGAAUUGCAGGCAGUCGAGAACGGGAUCUUAACAUGCUUUAAAGAACAGGACAAGCAGAAUUCUCCAGGCCCAAAACCGUUAUCCACCGUGCCUACGCUGAAAACCCCUGAUGGGUACAACUGGCGCAAGUAUGGUCAAAAGCAAGUAAAGAGUCCAGAAGGUUCUAGAAGCUAUUUCAGAUGCACAUUCUAUGGUUGUACUGCUAAGAAGAUUGAGUGCUGCGAUCGUUCUAACCGUGUCGUAGAGAUUGUUUAUAGAAUUCACCACAAUCAUGGUCCUCCCCAAGAAGUAAAUUGCACUAGAGAAAAUAAUAUGCCUGCAUUACCAAUUAUGCCAAUUAGUUGGAAUCAGGACCGUACAACUCAUCUAGCUAGACAUUAUAAUGAUUCAAUGACAUCUUUACAAGUAGUUGACCAGAUACAUGAAACGAAGCAUCAAGAUUCAUGCGGUUCCGAUGAGACCACGGUUACUAACACUAGGGAGGAGGCUAAUGGACCUGAGUACAAGAGAAGGCAGAAGAGAAGUUCAGAGCGUGAACUGGUGUCCCUUUCGGAAACUGGAAAGAAAUCUAAAUGUGUUGUUUACGAGACUGGUGAUGUCGGCAUAUCAAGUGAUGGCUAUAGGUGGCGCAAAUAUGGACAGAAAAUGGUGAAGGGGAGUCCUCAUCCAAGAAACUACUACAGAUGUACAUCAAGCGGAUGUCCAGUUCGUAAGCAAACCGAGAGGUCAAUGGAUAAUGCAAGUGCUGUAGUGAUAUCAUACAAGGGAGUGCAUGAUCACGACAUCCCUUUACCAAGAAAGUCCAAUGGUCCAAAGAGUGCCUCUGUUUCUGCGGCUAAUUUGCAAAAUAACAAGUCGGAAGUUUAUCCGAGUCAAACACAGUGGUCAGUUGACAAACAAGGACAAUUGAGUGGCGAAUCGUUUAAUCUUGGCGGAGACAAAAUAUCGGAAUCGCCAAAAACCCUUUUGAGCAUUGAGUUUGAAAUCAAGCCCCGCUGAACGAUUGAACUGUACGAGCUUCAGCUUGAGUAGAUGAUGCGCAUUUUGUAUAAUCCAUUUGAAAAUUAUUCCUCCUCUUUUUUUAGUGUGACGUGUAUUAAUUGUUGUGGUAGAGAGUGUAACAGUGGCUGCAGGCAUUUAUGUAAGUUAUUCCGGAUCAGAUGAGUCAAAUGUGGUCAACUCUGUGGUGUUGAAUACUGCUUAGACUGUGAGAGUAUACUAGGAGAAACAUCUUUGAUUCAAACAGACAGUUGUUUUUCAACAUAUGUAUAUUCGAAAACUUCAAUUAGAUCAUCAUAUAUAUUUCUUAACGAGCAGUUUGUCUACGUUAAAACUUCU
Messenger RNA from Erythranthe guttata (spotted monkey flower), 1915 nucleotides. Its product is annotated as putative WRKY transcription factor 32. Gene Ontology annotation, biological process: regulation of DNA-templated transcription. Gene Ontology annotation, molecular function: sequence-specific DNA binding; DNA-binding transcription factor activity. Lineage: Eukaryota; Viridiplantae; Streptophyta; Magnoliopsida; Lamiales; Phrymaceae. The record is from RefSeq and is a predicted model, not a curated record.